CCGGUCCCGCCCAGGGUGUAGGCUCGGGGCGUGACACAAUGAAUCAAUUCACAAAUGGAAUUCCUAGAGAAAUUGGAAGAAUGCAAAAUCUGAUGGAUCUUUAUUUGCGACACAACAAGUUGCAAGGAUCUAUACCUGACUCAAUGAGCAACAUGGUAGGCUUGGAAUUUCUAGACAUUUCUCAUAAUAAUAUAUCGGGAACUAUUCCCAUGUCUUUGGAGAAACUACAAUACCUUGAGUGUUUCAAUGUUUCAUUCAACAAGUUGCACGGUGAAAUACCCUCGGGGGGUCCUUUCAAGAGCCUCUCGAGUAAAUUUUUCAUCAACAAUGAAGCAUUGUGUGGUUUGUCAAGGUUUAAUGUCCCACCAUGCCCCACUUCAUCAACGCAUAGAUCAAAUACGAAAAAAUUGCUACUUCUAUUUCUUUUGCUAGGAAUAGCAAUUGUAUUGGUUCCUAUCGCCUUUGUGUUCCUGUGGAUAAGGUAUAGAAGAGGUAAAAGAGCUCCUCAACAAGCUGAUUCAUUGUCUAUGGCAACAACAGAAAGAAUUUCAUACUAUGAACUGCUCCAAGCAACUGAUUCGCUUAGCGAGACUAAUCUGAUUGGUUCUGGAAGUUUUGGCUCUGUUUACAAAGGCGUUCUCAGAAGUGGGACUGCCAUUGCAGUUAAAGUGUUCAAUCUGCAACUGGAAGCAGCAUUCAAGAGUUUCGAUACAGAAUGUGAAGUUUUGCGCAGCAUUCGCCACAGGAAUCUUGUGAAAGUCAUCACCAGUUGUUCCAACGUUGAUUUUAAGGCUUUAGUGCUCGAGUAUAUGCCUAAUGGAAGUCUUGACAAGUAUUUGUAUUCGCACAACUACUUCCUAGACAUCAGGCAGAGACUAAGCAUUAUGAUAGAUGUUGCUUGUGCGUUGGAAUAUUUCCAUCAUGGGUGCUCUUUACCUGUGAUUCAGUGUGAUCUAAAGCCUAGUAACGUCUUGCUGGAUGAGGAUAUGGUUACCCACCUAAGUGACUUUGGUAUUUCAAAACUGCUUGGUGAAGAUGAGAUUGAUUUAUACACAAAAACCUUAGCAACAUUUGGUUAUGUAGCACCGGGUACGUCUCUUUGUUUUUGCUAAUUUGAGCAUUAAUUUUCCGUCUUUUUUUUUCAAUCAAGAAAGUAUAUUGCAUCUUUAAAUUAAUUGUUUGACUGUAGAGUACAGACUCGGACACGACUCGGAAUCAUGACCUGCAGGUCCCGCAGAGGCAACUUUAGCAUUGCUCCAAGGCAUAUUGAUUAUUCUACUUUACAUUACCUGUUGAAGGGACUUUAAAUGCCUUAUCUAUUCGAACUUUUGACUGGAUUGAUGAGAUUCGACUGGCCACCCAAUCCCAUCCGGAAAUGCUUACCAUUAAACAUGACAUUGAGCACCAAACUGCUACCUCGGCUCAAAGUAAUUAGAGGCCUAAAGCGAAAUUUCAAUUAGAGGC
Solanum tuberosum (potato) is the source of this 1464-nucleotide messenger RNA. Its product is annotated as probable LRR receptor-like serine/threonine-protein kinase At3g47570. Gene Ontology annotation, biological process: protein phosphorylation. The record is from RefSeq and is a predicted model, not a curated record. The transcript has a single exon. Gene Ontology annotation, molecular function: protein kinase activity; ATP binding; protein binding. Lineage: Eukaryota; Viridiplantae; Streptophyta; Magnoliopsida; Solanales; Solanaceae. The coding region runs from base 39 to 1112 and encodes 357 amino acids.